AUGAACAGAGAUGACGAUGGACAAUGGUUUGUGCAAUGCCGGGUGUAUUGCAUCUUACUCACUGUUGUCUCUGCAGUGUCACAGUGGUGCCAGCAGUUUCAAUUCACAGGUCGUAGAAACAGUCCAGAGACACCGGAACAGAAACUGCUGCAAGGUUUGCAGAUUUUGUUGAAAGAUACUUUGCAGGCCUCUAGCUCCGGAGCCUCAAACAAAAAAGGCAAGGGUAAGGGCUCCGGCAAAAGUAGUGGUAAAAGCCUACCUUCCAAACAGAGAGAUGCGAACCAUGAUGGCAGCUAUGGGCUGAUUCAAGCCUUGCAAAAGCUAACUGCCCGAGCCGCAAAGAAACCACAAGGGUUGCUCCAAAGGUUGAAAACAUUGGUUCAAGUUACUGAACGUGGUAUGUUGCGACCAAACAAGAGAAAGAAAGAUCUGCCGCCGCAUGAGGCGGUCCCGCCAGUGAAACCAAGCACACGAUUCAAAAGUUCAGAAAAUUUGGUAGAUGGUGCUCCUAAGCCAAAAACACGAUGGCAACGCGACAGAUCCUGGAAAGCCCGUGCCCAGGACUGGGGCGUCAAAACUGUUUUGCGUGGCCCCACAGCUCUGUGCAACGCUCUUGACAGUGGGGACACCGGUGCUCUCCUGUGUCAAGUACAAAAUCUGGAUGAUUGGAAUGAAGCCCUCCAAAUUUCUCAUGCUGCUGGUCGCACCAAUGUCACGGUUGUUCUUGAAGCUGCACCUAACAUGUCUCCAGAACUUGGCAAAUUGAGAUAUCAUGGUUGGACAGCCUUGAACACACGUGCAGCUGGUUAUGCCGAUGAUAAAUUGGUCCAGCGCUUGGUUUGGAUUGCGCGGUGCUCGCCAAAUGCACCCACAUUGGUUCCAGGAUCCGUGCUGACAGGCGCCAGGCGGCCUGUUGUCCAGAAACACGGCCAUGAAGCUGAAAACCUGGUUCGAGGAUUUGCUCGCGUCAAAGGCAAAGACAGGGCCCUGCAGUUGAUUAAAGCGAGCGGCUCAGAACACAAAGGAAAUGUCCAGCCGUUGAAAGCAGAAAAUGAUGAUGAUCGCGGUAACGAAGCUAUGGAUGUCAGUCUGAUUAGCGUCCCAGAUGCAAGUGAUGUUGAGGAUGAGCCCAUGCAUGUCCAGGGCACCAAACGCAAAGACCAGGCCAUGUUGACCAGCCCGCAAAAAACUGGUCAUGACAAAAAGAGGAAAGUGCCCGAGAGGCUUCAAAAAGUUCCGAACCCUGGGGAAGGGAAUUGCUUGUUUUACUGUCUAGCUCAGGCGGAGUCUACCCCAGGUAAGUCCCGCAGCCACAGGCAGGUGCGUGCAUUUGUUGUUGCCUACAUGACCAAACACUUCAAGAAAUACGAGGAUUUCUGGGACGGUUUAAGCCCGAGCAACAUUCCCAUGGAGGGUGGGUUUGACGAUUAUUUACAAGCCCUUGAAAAAGAUAAAGCUUGGGCGGGAUAUUGUGAAAUCGAAGCAUAUGGCGAAGCCAUGCGCCGACCUGUACUUGUUGUGCAUGCCAAGGACAAUGUUGUCCAUGCUUUUAAUAGUCAUGGCGAUAAGGAUGUUGUCUGUCUCUGGUACAAGGAUGAACAUUAUGAGCUUAUUGUUCCUUCAGACGCAGAUAUUCAGGCCCUGUGGCAGAAUGCUGAAGACGGUGGCACCAAGGGUUACCGCGGGGCCGCAAAGAAGGCACGCUUGGCUGCCGACAAUGCCCCAAAAGGGGCCACCAGAGGCGACUCCAUUCUUCGCCUUUGCAAGAGAGCAAGCGUGUCACCUGAUGUACCUCACAGAAGCAUUUUGCCUUGGAAGCUGAAGCAUCGCCAGAUGUAUGUGCAACUCAACAAGUUUGCCAAGGAGCAAGGUCCUUGUGGCGGGCGGACUGCUCGUGCCGAGUGGUUAGCCAUGCCUGGUCGCCAAAAAUGCUGGCGUCAGGCUCCCAAAGAGCGCCAAGAGGCGCUGCACAAGGCUUGGCGUUUGAGUGCUACUGAGCGUAGGCAGAUACCUGCACUUUGGGUAGGUGAUUGGAACGAAACUCCUGAUGACAACGCCGCAUCCAUUUUCUUGAAUGGCAGUGUUCUGGCUGUCACGGAUCCUGAUCAAUGGGAUCCCGACCAAGAUUGGGCAUAUUUUCACCAGUUUGCUGAAAAGAGCAUGCGUGAAGCAUUGCACUUGUGUGGCCAGCCCGUGCCUAGGCCGCUCUCAGAGCCUCGGGGUCUGCAGCCGGAUGUGACGGUUGGUUUGGCCAUUGAAAACAUGCAACUGCAAGGGUUGCCAGAUGAGUGGGCUAACAUUUUGAUGUUUGUAUGGGGUCAUCAAGUGCGAUGGCUGUGCUUGGGGAAAGCUGUGCACCCAACGCCGGAGCAUGUCCAGACCUCCAUGCCGCAAGGUGAUGCCUUUGCACCUCUGGCUCUUAUCAUGUUGCUCAUUAGGAUGCCACGACCUGGAGGCUGGCAGAGUUUCAUUUGCGCACGCAUGCGAGAGCUGAACUGGGAAUUUCGCGGUCCAUGGAUGUUUGCACAUGAGGAUUUGGGUCAUGUCGAUUUAUCCAAUCCAGAUGAAGCUGUUGUGAAACUCACCGAGCACAAGGUGAGAGAAAGUUGGCGCCGAGUGCAAUUUGCCCUUUGGAAAAAGCAGUCCCUGAAGAUGAAUUGCAAAAUCGUCUUGCUUGGCCCACACGUGGGUGUGAUGCCUAUGAUAGAGCGGUUCUUCACCACAUGGCCCGGGUCAGGGCCACUGUGCGUGAAAACAUACCUGUCCCUUGACAAUGUGCUGAGCCGCAUCGUGCUGAUGAUAUCGCCGUACGCAUCAUUUCUGAGUCUGCACGCUGAAGGCGGCCGCUUAAAACCGAGGUGUUUAUCUGAAAGCUGGAUGCAAUUUAUUUUGGCGAUCGUCGAUGAGUCGCAUGAUGUAUUCCGGUCCACUGAGUAUCAUAGUUUUUUUGAUUACAAGGUUGAGGCGGAGCAAUGUUUGUUGCUCUCCAGUAAGUCCCAAGCAUCAGGAGAUGAGUUUACUUUUACAGGUGUCGCGGCGCUGAACCUCACUGAAAUCGUGAGAAGCAGCCAACGGAUCGUUGCAGCAUCAGCUGCGUUUCAAGGGAGCCCUGAGGAGAAGGAGGGUGUCGCUUCACUGUGCCCAGCUGGGCCUCCUCUGAAGUCUUUUUUGUUUGAGUCAGAUCGUGACACUGUGGAUUAUGAGAAGCAUGCAGAGAAGACAGUCGCUGCACUUUGGGAUUUGAUGGGGACCUAUGCAGACCUCAGCUUUCACCGACGCAUAGCUCUUCUUGUGCCAAAAGAUUUCCUCAAGAACUUCAAGCAAAGAAUGCAAGACCAUUUGGCUCAUCGCUUCGCAGGGCGAAACUUUGCGCUUACAUCAUUUCAGGACGCCCUGUCUGUACUUCCCAACCGCGAGGAGAAACAAACCAUGGCUGAGGUGAUCAUCAUGGACACAGUGGAGAAUUGCAAGGGCUUGGAGCAAUUGAUAGUUGUUUGCAUUGGUUUGGAUGAAAGACUGGGAAGCCAGAAGACCAAUUACGAAACUCGCGCUUCAAUCUACCAAGCCAUCACCCGAGCGCAGCUUCAAGCCAUUGUGGUGAACCAGCGUCUUCAAGGUGGUUGGUUUGAAUUCUUAGGAUUGGUGAAGUUUAAGGAGGAUAUUUUUGAUGAGUUUUCAGCUAUGGCAGAGACCGACACCCAAGCUGCUGCUCAGAGCAUCUCCCAAGCAGUGCCAUCAGGGGAUGCACACCGGUCAGAGUUGCGGCCUCCGCUGAUGAGAGGUCAAAGUGAGCCCUCAACACACGAUGAGUUGAAAGUGCAGGACUCCUGA
This is a messenger RNA of Cladocopium goreaui, 3831 nucleotides long. Lineage: Eukaryota; Dinophyceae; Suessiales; Symbiodiniaceae. The record is from the annotation of a GenBank genome assembly.